Messenger RNA from Saprolegnia parasitica CBS 223.65, 1739 nucleotides. RefSeq lists its product as hypothetical. The record is from RefSeq and is a predicted model, not a curated record. NCBI's taxonomy places the organism in Eukaryota, Oomycota, Saprolegniomycetes, Saprolegniales, Saprolegniaceae. Gene Ontology annotation, biological process: early endosome to late endosome transport. Bases 1 to 1713 code for a protein of 570 amino acids. Gene Ontology annotation, cellular component: early endosome membrane; late endosome membrane; extrinsic component of endosome membrane. Gene Ontology annotation, molecular function: phosphatidylinositol 3-kinase regulator activity; protein binding. The transcript has 9 exons.
AUGGCUCGGCCGGAAGUCCCAUUCCUCCUCGCCAACGUGGACGAGCUCGUGCUCGAGUACCUUCUCUUCCGAGGCUUCACGAAGACGUUCCAGACGUUUGCGCAUGAGCGCAAGAAGGACCGGUGCGAAGGCCUCGACGUCGACAAGCUCGUGCAUCAAAUCUUCCUGCACAUCAAGAACACUGACCUCGAGCGGCUCAUGGACCUCUGGAACUUUCUCGAUGCGCGCUUCUUCUGCCACCUCGACAGCGCUUUUAGCUCGGCGAUAGCGCGCCUUCGCACGGCGCUCGAGCGUAGCUACAUUGUCCACGUUGUGCAGUCGUGUCAACCAGAGAAAGCGAUUGCGUUUUUCAAGCAGUAUGCAUCGACGCACCGGCAUUCGAACGCCGAGAGUGCGGGGUGGCAACCGUGGUUCAUGCUGCCGUACAUGAGCCAGCCCGAGACCGACCCUUACUUCCGCGAUUUCUUCUCGAGCGAGUGGCUCGACAACCUGGCGCUGACGCUGCGCAACUUUCUCUCGACUGUCUUUCAGGGAAUCCCGCUGCCCAAGCUCCUCGCGUUUCAGAUCGCACAGACUGAGGAGCCCACGCUGCGUCUCCAGCUGGAGUCGUCGCGUGCCGAGUGCCACCAGCUGCGCCUCGAUAUGAAGCUGGCGUACGACAAGAUCAAGCGCGCCGAGGCGUCGAGCCUCGAGCUUCGCCAGCUUUUGCAGAUCGAGACGCAGAAACAGUUUUCCGAGCAUUUGAUCGAGUCGCCACCGCCGUCGUCCAGCGUGCUAAGCGACACCACCGUCGAGUCGACGUCGUUGGCGCUGUCGAUGCAUGACACGCCACGCACGCUCGCGCUUUCGCCCAAUCACAAGUACCUUGCGAUUGCCGGUGCCGAGCACGAGCUUAUCUUUUGCGCGACAAACCCAUUGGCCGUUGUCGACGUGCCCGCGCUGACACCGUAUGCGUCACGGAUCGCCCACUUGACAUUUCUGUCCGAUUCGACCCAUGUGUUGAUCGGCCUCGAGAGCGCUGCGUUGUGGCUCGUUUCUGUGUCGGGGACUGCGCGCACCAUGAAGACGACGCCCGCGUGCCCUCGCCUCGACGCCGUCGUUCGAACGCGAAGGAAAGGCGGCGCCGGCCCCCGCGUGACAAUGGUGCUACUGGCGUCGUCCUCGGUAGACGGUGGCGCAGCCCUCGAACUCUAUGACGCUACGGACGACGCGAUCGUCCAGACCACGCUCGUGACGGAGCCCAUCGAACACGUGUGCGUCACCGACAACUUAAUCGUGACGGCGCACCGUGACGUCGUGACGAUCUACGACGUUUUGUCUCUCACGUCGCUCAGUGUGCUCUCCGACCCAACGCUUCCCCGCCAAGUCAUGGGGCUUGGUACUUUGGAGGCUUACGGGACGAUCUUUCUCAUGACGCAGCACCACGUGAUGGAGUUUGCCGUCGACAUGGCGACAUGGUCGUUGCACUGCGUUCGCCAGUCCGAGGUCGCUCCAGACACGCAUCUCCUCGCGACAAGCGAAGACAGCUUCCUCAUCUCGAGUGCUCGUGGCACCGUGGUGCAGGACUGCACUGGAAUGUGCGACGUGAUCUCGUCCGAGGCGUGGAAUAUGGCCGUAUGGGACGCGGCGUCAGCGUCGUGGUGGGGUGUCGACAGCGACAAGAUCUUAUAUCGCCUGCCGUGGUCGCGGACCCUCCUGUCCAUGCAACACUAAGAAGAGAAGGCAACCACACAUUCACC